Molecule: messenger RNA, 6416 nt
Organism: Coturnix japonica (Japanese quail)
Lineage: Eukaryota; Metazoa; Chordata; Aves; Galliformes; Phasianidae
Source: RefSeq, a predicted model, not a curated record
UGCAGCAGGACCCGGCUCUGUGUGCUUAGGCCGCCAUUUGGAGCCGGCAGCCCUGCCGGGGGGCGGCCCCACCUGCUGCCCCCGAGCGCGGCCCUUUCCCUGCGCCCCCUCCUCAAGAUGGAGGCGCGGCGCCUCCUCUCCUUCAGUGCUGGCACGGAGCUCCUCCACCUCUGUGGACACGGAGCGGUGCCAAUCUCGCGUUCCGCAUCUUUCUCCCUUCCCUGCCGCCAGCAGGUGAAACUCGGCAGCCUCAGCUGUGGGGCGGUGCGCGGGGUGGUCUUUGGGCGAUGAACCUGCGCGGAACGUGGCGGCCGCCCCUGGGCGGUGUGCGGACGAACGGCGCUCGCUCCUGAGUCAGCAGCGGCGCGGCGGUGGGCGGCACGUCGCCACCGGCCCGUACCCGCCGAGCCUGCCCGGCCCUCCAGCGCUAACCACCGGCUCCUCUGCUGCUCAACCGCAGGAGCCACGGGGCGGAGGCUCCCUUUGCAGCCAUCCGCCGCCGCCAGUACUUCACAGCCAUAGCAGAGCAUUAAAUAAUCUUAAAGGAAGCCAACAUUAACACAGCUGGUCAGAGAAGCCGUUGUCUCUGCCUUCUCAGUGCAGCAUGGCAUUUGGACUUGGUGCUUUUGGCCUGUUAAUAUGGGCAAUAACAGGUUCCUACAGUGAGCAGUGCAGAGAAGGAGCCACGUACUCAAGUGCAGUAAUAUCUCCCAACUUAGAAACCACUAAAAUUAUGCGAGUUCCUCAUGCUACAUCAGUGUCUGAAUGCAUCACUGCGUGUUGUGACCUCUCUGGUUGUGACUUGUCCUGGAUGUUUGAACGACGCUGUUACAUUGUGAACUGCCAGCACAAAGAGAGCUGUGAACCUAAAACAAUUGAGACGGUGAAGUCCUAUCUAAUAUUUGUGCUGAGACCUUCUCAGAGGCCAGCCUCACUGCUGGGAUUUGGGCAGGUGAUCCCAAGCAUGGUGCACGCUGUGGGACGUCAGAAUGAGCCAUCUGAGGAAUUGCCUUUGCUUGGCAAAGAACUCAGCCUUGAGGAGAUACCUGAAUACAUAGAUGAUUAUAAAGAUUUGGAGCAGGACCCCUUUCAGGUGAGCCUCAAACAUGAACAGAAGGAGAGCACGGAUUAUGCUGACUGGGGCCUGAUGGUAGCAGGUGAAAAUGACUUCAAUACUUCAGUCAGUGACAAUGAAGAUAACCAGGAAGAGGAAGCUGGAAAGGUUGAAAGCCUUCUAACUAAAAACAGAUCUGAACUCAGCUCUGUCAGUGAACUCUCCACAGAGAGGCUGUCUGCUCUCCCAGAGAUUACACCAUUCCCUGGAAAGAUGUCUGAAAACAGAGCAGCAGUCGAGCUGCUUACUCAGCCUGCCAAUGCUUUGCAAGGAAAGGUUUCUCCUUAUUCUCCUCCAUCAGACAAACUGGAAAUCUCCCCAGAUGUGUCAGACAAAGCCCAGACUCCUACCGUGGCACCAGACAGUGUCACUGAACAUGGAAUCAUGCUUAUUCCCAGUAAUACUGUGCCAUCUGAACCCUUGCAGCAAUUUACACCUCCUGCUACUGCUGCCAGAGCAGGUACAGUAAAAGAACUUAUUGUAUCUGCUGGAGAUAACAUUGAGGUGAUGCUACCCAAAAAUGAGGUUGAACUGAAUGCUUUUGUUGUCCCACCACCACCAACAGAAACAUCGUACAACUAUGAAUGGAGAUUAAUUAGUCACCCUGCUGAUUAUGGUGGUGAAAUGGAGCGCAGGUACACCCAGACACUGAAGCUCUCUCAUUUGUCGGUGGGACUUUACGCCUUCAAAGUGACAGUUUCUGGUGAAAAUGCCUUUGGCGAAGGUUUUGUAAAUGUCACUGUCAAACCAGCAAUCAGAAUUAACCAGCCUCCUGUUGCUGUUGCUUCUCCCAAAGUACAAGAAGUUUCUUUACCUACAACUUCUACCUUCAUUGAUGGCAGUCAAAGUACAGAUGAUAUGAAGAUCGUGAGUUACCAUUGGGAGGAAACUAAAGGUCCUUUGCGGGAGCAGAAAGCAUCUGCUGACACACCUGUCUUGCAUUUGUCUAACCUUGUUCUUGGAAAUUACACUUUCAGACUCACUGUGAUUGAUUCAGAUGGAGCAGCCAACUCCACAAUUGCAUCUCUGAGUGUCAACAAACCAGUGGAUUAUCCACCUAUUGCGAAUGCAGGACCUAAUCAGGCAGUUACUUUGCCCCAAAAUUUCAUCACAUUGAAUGGAAACCAGAGCAGUGAUGACCAUGAAAUUGUCAGCUAUGAGUGGUCACUCAGUCCCAGAAGCAAAGACAAGGUUGUAGCAAUGCAGGGAGUGCGGACUCCAUACCUCCAGCUAUCUGCAAUGCAGGAAGGAGAUUAUACCUUUCAGCUUACAGUCACAGAUUCAGCAAGGCAGCAGUCCACUGCUGAGGUCACUCUGAUAGUACAGCCUGAAAAUAACAGUCCUCCAGUAGCAGUGGCUGGCCCUGACAAGGAAUUGACAUUCCCAGUAGAAAGUACUACACUGGAUGGAAGCAGAAGCCAGGAUGACCAAGGCAUAGUCCUUUAUCAUUGGGAAAAUAUCAGUGGACCAAGCUACGUGCAGAUGGAAAAUGGUGACAAAGCAAUAGCAACCGUGUCUGGUCUUCAGGUUGGCACCUAUCGCUUCAGACUAACAGUAAAAGACCAGCAGGGGUUAAGCAAUGCAUGUAUGCUGUCUAUUACUGUGAAGGAAGAAAACAACAGUCCACCCCGGGCACAUGCUGGUGGGAAGCAUGUUCUUGUACUUCCCAAUAACUCUGUUACCUUGGAUGGCUCAAAAUCUGCUGAUGACCAAGGGAUUGUGUCAUAUUUGUGGAUUCGGGAUGGUCAAAGCCCAGCAGCUGGGGACGUGAUCCAUGGCUCAGACCAUGAAGCAGUAUUGCAGCUAACUAAUCUGGUGGAAGGAAUCUAUAUUUUUCACUUGAAAGUGACAGAUGCCAAAGGAGAUUCAGAUAUUGACUCUGCUACUGUUGAAGUGCGGCCUGAUCCCAAAAAGAGUGGUCUGGUGGAGCUGAUUCUGCAAGUUGAGGUGGGACAGCUGAGCGAGCAGCAGAAGGACACACUGGUGAGACAACUAGCUGUAUUGCUGAAUGUCUUGGAUUCAGAUAUCAAAGUUCAGAAGAUACAAGCAUUCUCAGAUAUAAGCACUGCAGUUGUGUUUUACGUGCAGAACGGACAUCCUUCCAAGGUGAUCAAGGCAUCAGAUGUGUCUCGAGCUCUGCAUGUCCAGCUUCUGAAAGAGAAGGCUGACUUUCUGCUUUAUAAAGUCCUGCGGGUUGACACAGCUGCGUGUCUUUUAAAAUGCUCUGGGCAUGGACAUUGUGACCCUAUUACAAAGCGCUGUAUUUGCUACCAGCUGUGGAUGGAAAACUUAAUUAAUCGUUAUCUAAAUGAUGGCGAGAGUAACUGUGAGUGGAGUAUACUCUAUGUGACUCUGUCUGCUUUUAUUACAAUUGUGGUCAUGAUAGGGCUUGCCUGGUUCUGCAUCUGCUGCUGCAAAAGCAGAAAGAGGACUAAGAUAAGAAAGAAAACAAAAUAUACCAUUCUAGAUAACAUAGAUGAGCAGGAGAGAAUGGAGCUACGACCCAAAUACGGCAUAAAACACAGAAGUACAGAACACAACUCCAGCCUAAUGGUUUCUGAAUCAGAGUUUGACAGUGACCAGGACACCAUCUUCAGCCGAGAAAGGAUUGAAAGAGAGAAUCCUAAAACCCUUAUGAACGGAUCAAUCAGAAAUGGUGUUUCCUUCAACUACAGCUCCAAAGACAGAUAACUGAACAAGGGAACUUGGAACCUGAAUACUUGGCUGCAAUAGAUUUGAUCUCCCUGUCAAAUGCUGAGGCCCAGGGUCAGUACUACAAACUGACCUCUCACAUACUACGGGAAUGCACUCUUCUUACAGUAAGAAGACUGAACAGGACAAACAUCAGCCAGUCCUUAGUAUUGUGCUAUAUAUUGUCUGCUCUCCAGCUUUUUCUUCCACAGCACCUUUCCAUUACUGCUUAUGCUGUCUCUAGUGUGCCUUUAUCUAUGAACUUACUGUUUAGUACUCGUCAAUGCAGUCAGCACCCUUCAAUUCUGUCAGGUCUGUCACUUGGAUGUUUGGGGGUUUAUUUUACAUUUUUCAAGCCUGGUGCUGAAGAGUAGCAGAUGGUUCUUUCAAGUACUCUAUGAAAACAGCUAAUCAGAAACCUGUUCUUAUCAGUGCUACAGAAUUCCCUGGGCUGUUUCUCCCACACACACUUGCUGUGGGUGCCAACCUUGAGAUCAGUGGCAAGCUCGUGCACCAUGAGAUCAUCUGCAUGAUCUGGCUAAAUAUUUCUCCCUAUAACAAUAAGAAGCUGGUCUAAUGCUUCUUAAUGCCCAAGGCCUUCCCAAGUGUAAGAUGCUUACAGAAUUCUGUCCUCUGGGUAACGCUUUGACAUCUUCAUUGUAUUUUAUUUACAUUCUGAAAGCUGAUUUUUCAAGGAGCCUCUCAUUCUGAUGAUGUAAUUGUUCCAUAUCCUUGGAAGGAGAAGUAAUUCCUCAUUCAUGGUACGAGGUUUGCUACUAAUACCAACUUGAACCAAGAUUUUAAAAUAAUAUUUCUGGCUCUGUGAAUUUGUGGUAUCAUCUAUAUCAUUUGGACAAGCAUAACUAUGUCAGGAAAUAAGGAGUGAAUAUAGCAAGGCUUUGAUUUCAAUUCAGUGAUAUCUUUAUUUCUAGAAAAACUGCUUUACUGUUGCAUGUCAGGUGGAACGAAAGAGAAGAAAAGCUGUUAAGGUGUAAACACAAUGGCUGACCUUAGGACUGCUGACAGCUUUCUGAUUUGGAUUAUCAAUUACAUUUGGGUUUGAAGCAAGCACACAGUCCUCAGAUUUACUUCCACACAGCUUUCUUUUUUACACAGAAAGCGUAUGGGAGCUUCUUUCUGAGGCAGGGAUGGAGACUUUCCCUACAGUCAGUCUUCUCUUUUAAGAUACAGCUUGCCAUGUGCAGCUUUAAGUCCCUUGGAAAAGAAAUUCACAGCUUGGCACUGGUAAGGUGCUCUCUUAGAACACAAACAGUGUGCCAACACUUGGUGUUCAUCGUAGCUUUGGACUGAGUUCUGGAUUCUCACUUCCAUCUUGGUUUUACAUUUAAAGAUGCUGGCUGAUACACGCACAAGUAGAGGUUAUCCAGCUGUGUAAAAGGGCUGCCUCUGUUGCAUCUUAAGUAGGGAAUAUAUUUACAGUAACUUCCUUGCCAUUACUGCCUGAUAUGUUAAAGAGGUUCAAGUAUUCAAUGUUGUGAUACUGCAAAUAAUGUUUUGUGUUUAUAAUUUUUUUAACUAAAACACUGCUGCAGUACCAACUGAAAUUUACCUAGGCAAGUCUGCUGUGAUACACAUGUAAAGUAUCUAUCGUCCUGUGGUUCAGCUGUUCAUUUUAACUGAGAGUGGAUUGUUGAGAAAUUCAAUCUAAUCAUAGUCUAAUCAUGGAGGAGUUCAUUUGCAGAGGGAAAACAAGAAUGUUACUGUUUCAUUUGUAAAGACACAUUUGCAGCUACGUCCUUCCUGGUAAACAGAAGAUAAGCGAUCUCCUCUUCCAGAUGUACCACAUUCAGCAUCUUAUUCAAGCACCUGGUUUUUUUGCUGUCAGAUGUGGUUGUUGUAUCAUUUGUUUUUUUCUUAGUUUAUUGUGGCAAACAAAAUUAAGUGCAAACAUAUAAGAGAGUUCACUGUGCCAAAAACAGGGAAGUUCUCAAUGCUGAGUUUGAACUUUCCUUCGACAGUUCUAAUGUUCCUGAAAUAAUUUUCUUAGGCAAAUUUUCUGUUCUUCUUUUAGCCCACAUGAAGCUAGUUUUGCAGCUCAGUAAACUAGUAGAGGGCUCUUGUUAACUGGAGUUGGGGGAUGGCAGUAAUAAAAUGAUAGAUACUGGUCUUCUGAGCCAUUUUUAUAACGAUUGAGAAAGGAAAGCAUUUCUUUAGAAGGUAAGGCAGAAGUGAAUUAGUUAUUUUAACAUCAGCUAUUGCUUUUCAUUGACACCUAAUUAGAACAUUGAGCUCAUACCUCUGCAGCAAAGAGGUAUCAUCAUACACCUUUUAGAUCCAGAACUCCCCAUGACAAGGGAGCCCUGAAGCUUAGAAAUAAAAUAUAAAGGAAAGAAAUGGAAGACAAAAAAACUACACCUUUAUUUUGCUCAAGGUAUGAACCAGGUGCAGAUGAGCCACACAUCAUGUAGCUGGUCUGUGUAUAGAAAAACUUCUCCCUGUGGGUGGAUGGGUGAGCUAUUUAUACAAUUAAUCCGAUUCUAACAAAUGUUACUUAUUGAAUAUGACAGUGUAUUGUAACUGGAAUAAUUUCGGAGCUGAAACUAUUACAUUUAUGUAACUACUAAUAAAAUUUGGUCUUUUCUUCUAGGAA